AUGCACAAUUAUAGAUGCAGCAGUAGUUGGCAUGUGAAGCAUCUGUUACAGAUAGAAGAUGGAGGUGAAGUGAAUUGUUCAAUUGAAAUAGACCAAACAAUUAAUGGUGAAGAUCCAUUAGGGUUGCAAAAAAAGAAAUCUCUAAAUGAAAGAUGUAUGAAUUUGGAAAAGUCGUCUAUGGAAUCCACUACCAUAUUCAAGGUGACUGUGGGGUUGAGUGAAUCAAAUCCUGAUGCUUAUAAGCCAAAAUUGCUCUCCAUUGGUCCUUACCAUAAACACGAUUCUAAACUUGGCUCGAUGGAAAAAUACAAGUUGUGUUACCUACAACGGUUUCUCAAGCGGAAAGGAGGGUUUCAUGAUGUGGAAAGUUGUAUUAGUGAAAUGGAUAAACUAAAAGAUGAUGCACUUAAGUGUUAUGAUGAUAUAGGGGGGUUAAUAGAUAGUUGCAAUAUUGUUGAAAAUUUUUCAGAAAUGUUGUUGCUUGAUGGAUGUUUCGUGGUUGAGUAUCUUCGAGAGCAAUGUAAGAUCCUUCGAACUGGAGAAGACAUGAUUAUCAAUAGAGAUUGCAUAAGAAAUCAACUAAAGCGAGACUUGUUGCUGGUAGAAAAUCAACUUCCUUUCUUUGUCCUAACCAAGCUUUAUGAAAUGUCAAAGGAGCAAUGCGAGGAACCAUUGAUAGAGAUGGUGGAGUGGACCUUUUCUCUUGAUAAAUCAUCUAUAGAGUCUGAAGGUAAUGAAAGAAAAUUCAAACAUUUAUUUCAUGUAGUACACAUGUGCAUGUCACGUCGACCUUCAAAGAUAAAAAGUAGCAAUAUAGCAGAACAAAUUAUCGUUUUUGGAAGCUUAUUUGGGAUCCCUUCACAAAUAAAGAAGAGGAGGAAUAAUACGGACCAGAACAUAAUGUGGAAUAAGGUCAUGCCAAAUGCAACAGAACUUUCUGAAGCUGGAGUUAGCUUUGCAAAUGUUGGAAAUAUUUUUGUGAGGUCAUUAGACAACGUCAAUGACAAUGAUCUUAAGGAUAGCACAAGUUUAUUUGAUAUAAAGUUUGACAAUGCAUUGAUGACAAUCCCUUGUUUUCGAGUCGUUGAUGACACAGAAACCUUCAUGCGAAAUCUUAUUGCUUACGAACAACAGUGUUCUGAUGUAAAUCAUAGAUAUUUCAGUGAUUUUGCAGUUUUCAUGAGUUGUCUUAUUGACUCAGAAAAAGAUGUGAGUUUGCUUCGUAUGAAUGGAAUCAUUGUAAACAAGAUAGGAAAGGACAAAGAAAUGGCUAGCUUCUUUAACAAAAUUGGGAAAGGGGUCACCGUUUCAGACGACUUCUAUUAUGAAGAAGAAUGCAAAAAAGCCGUUCAACAUUGUGAACAAUCAUGGAACAUAAUGAAGGCAAAUUUGAGGCACAAUUACUUCAAUAGUCCUUGGGUAGGAAUUUCAACUGUGGCAGCCAUCAUACUCCUCUUACUCACAGCUACACAGACUGUUCUAGCUAUCAUAAGUUUUUUGAAGUAG
Messenger RNA from Solanum verrucosum, 1506 nucleotides. Its product is annotated as UPF0481 protein At3g47200-like. The transcript has 2 exons. The record is from RefSeq and is a predicted model, not a curated record. Lineage: Eukaryota; Viridiplantae; Streptophyta; Magnoliopsida; Solanales; Solanaceae. Bases 1 to 1506 code for a protein of 501 amino acids.